AUGCUGAUAACGGCACAGCUGGCAAUAGACGAUAUGAGACUAGAUAUGAGAUAUGGUCAGCCACCCGAAGUAUCAAACGGCAUAAUUGAAGGGACGAGGAUGCAAGGGCGAGCCAACGUACGACUCGAGAAAGGACCAGAGGUGAGGAUUCACAACAUCCAAGAUCUUGCUAGUGUUCAUGUCCGAUUCAGAGAGCUAGCAGAAGCGAGGAUCGAUCGACGAGCACAAUAUCCUUCCAUCCUCAUUGCGGACAAGCACGAGUAG
Pseudozyma hubeiensis SY62 is the source of this 264-nucleotide messenger RNA. Its product is annotated as extracellular dihydrogeodin oxidase/laccase. The record is from RefSeq and is a predicted model, not a curated record. NCBI's taxonomy places the organism in Eukaryota, Fungi, Basidiomycota, Ustilaginomycetes, Ustilaginales, Ustilaginaceae. The transcript has 2 exons. The coding region runs from base 1 to 264 and encodes 87 amino acids.